Molecule: messenger RNA, 321 nt
Organism: Spizellomyces punctatus DAOM BR117
Lineage: Eukaryota; Fungi; Chytridiomycota; Chytridiomycetes; Spizellomycetales; Spizellomycetaceae
Exons: 2
Coding region: 1-321 (106 amino acids)
Source: RefSeq, a predicted model, not a curated record
AUGGACGCGGUAAAACAGGAACCUUUGCACUCCACGAAAGAAGUCGAUCCACUGCAUAUACAGCGAUCCCGGAUGAAAAUGGAACAGAACUCAGAGGCGCUUACCAUCGAGAGUCUCGAUGCAGAAAUCAUCGCAACAUUUGAGAAAUCGGUCACUAAGGCUCAGUGGCACACAGACGAGACGCAGCUCCUAGCAGCCUUGUACCGUAAAAACAAGGCGAAUAUGGAUGCAACUUGGAAAAAGUUUAACGAAUUAACUGGCAAGAGCAAACAGCAGUGCAGAGACAAGAUUGGAAAGAUGAAGAGGAAGGGUGAUAUAUGA